Aspergillus pseudonomiae is the source of this 1364-nucleotide messenger RNA. Its product is annotated as putative C2H2 finger domain protein. The record is from RefSeq and is a predicted model, not a curated record. The transcript has 2 exons. Bases 173 to 1075 code for a protein of 300 amino acids. NCBI's taxonomy places the organism in Eukaryota, Fungi, Ascomycota, Eurotiomycetes, Eurotiales, Aspergillaceae. Gene Ontology annotation, biological process: regulation of transcription by RNA polymerase II. Gene Ontology annotation, molecular function: zinc ion binding; chromatin insulator sequence binding. Gene Ontology annotation, cellular component: chromosome.
AAAUAUCUUGGACUUGGAGGGGUGAAUUUACUAGGGCCUCGGCAAUAGACCUAAUUGGUUGGUAAUAUUUACAUUGCCUGCAUACUCGAACCCCUCAUCCUUUCUCCCAAUUCCAAUACUUCCAUCUCAAUGCUCUCCUGCAUUCAUCCUCAACGGAUCAGCCACUGCCACGAUGUACGAGUGUGAGACUUGCAGGGACACCUUUUGGGACCAAGAUGACUACGAGUGGCAUAUGGAGGACUACGGCCAUUGGCCGGAAUGUGAGACAUGCUAUCGCACCUUUCGUAGCUCUCGUGCUUGCCAUCAACACAUGAAUGACGCUAGUCACUGGGCACCCCGCUUCAAUUGUGAGACUUGCUCGCGGGACUUUAACUCCCAGACUGCUGCCAAUCAACAUAUGACGGCAGUGGGACACUGGGCUCCCAGAGUGCCCUGUGAGACUUGCAAUAUGCGGUUUUCCACCGAACAGGCGGCGGAAUCGCACAUGAAGAGUAAGGCUCACUUUAAAAACUACUGCCGUAGUUGUGAAAUACGAUUCCAGAGCGAGAACGAUCUCCGCAUGCAUCUCAAUUCGAAGAUUCAUCGCGGAAAGAAUGUCCAGUGUCCAUUCUGCAAAGCCAAUUACACUUCCGCCAGUGGCCUUGCCCACCACCUGGAACGAGGCUCCUGUCCUCGUGCCUCCACACUUAACCGAGAAACCAUUCUCCGCAUAGUUCACAAGAGGGAUCCGCAGGGUGUCAUUACGAAUAAGCAAAUCGAGUGGUAUAAGGAAGACAGUUCCCACUACUCUGCUACUGACCACGCCUUUAACGGAUCGUCCUGGGAGUGCUACCUAUGCCAUCGUGGGUUCCGCUCGGUCAAGGCCCUGGAUUCACAUCUCAACUCUUCGGUCCAUAAGCAAAACGUGUAUCAUUGCCCGAACUCCAAUGGUAGAUGUGUCAAGCAGUUUACCACCCUCGCUGCACUCUUUAACCACCUAGAAAGCGAGGCAUGCUCGUUUAUGCGGUUUGAGAAGGUACGGAAGAACGUUGACAGAAUUUUCCAGUCACGGAAAACAAUUUCUUUCGGACAAUAAUCGGGAUCCUACCAUCUUCUACUGUGCAUGUGCCUUUCGAACAUGCGACCAGAAGCUAUUCGGCUCGUGUUUCAAUGUAUGGGGUGGUCCCACCAAGAGCGUGGUCAGCUUUUCGGUAGUUUGACGUUGAUUUAAUGCCUGAAACCUGCUCGAUGUUCGGAGGCCAGAUCCUCCCUGAACGGCUGAGUGUAUGUCCCAGGAUGAGUUAAUACCAGCAAGCCGUUAUUAUGACUUUAAUCCAGUGUAGGACCUUAUGUGACUUGUCGGGAUCCUUGUUUAAAAAACAUUC